Spodoptera littoralis (African cotton leafworm) is the source of this 3873-nucleotide messenger RNA. The record is from the annotation of a GenBank genome assembly. NCBI's taxonomy places the organism in Eukaryota, Metazoa, Arthropoda, Insecta, Lepidoptera, Noctuidae.
AUGGUUGGACAGAUGAUGUGGUUUAAAAGAGAGUCGAAAGCGGCUGUAGAUAAAGGUGAGAAUGGAAUGGUCAAUAAACUUAGGAGGAAGAAACCAGUUAUACUGAAGGCGACGAGAGAGUCCAGUGAACGGGAAACUUCGACGGAGAGUGACAAAGAAAGGAGAAGAUAUUCAGACAUACUCGACGUCGUUUCCAUAGAGAGACGAGAUGAGAGCGACGAGUCGUUAUACGAGUCCGCGGAUGGCCACAGCGAUGCCAUAUCCGCGAGCGAUGAUGCCCUGCCUAGGCUCAGCAAGACACCCACCAUCAGCAAAGAAUCUCUCAAAGUAGCUGUAACAGAUGAAGAAGUAGACUUUGGUAAAACUAAAAAAACUCACAGAAAAACUAUGUCCUUAUCAAACCCAAUAGAAAUAGUCAAAAACCUAGGGGAUGAGUGGUUCGAAUCAGCAAGGAGAGAAUUAGACAGAAAUAAUGACAAGAAGAAAUCAAGAGAAAGUCUGUGGAGCGAAGAAGAUCGUGAUUCUAUUCACGGGUCAUCGAUGAAACUUGACCAAAUAAGAAAAAAUAGUAAAAAAGAAGACAAAAAUCUGGCAAACCUCAGAAAAAUCAGUACAGUUGAAGCACCUAAAACUAGGAAAACUAGCAAAGGUUCAUCAGUCAGUGCAUUAAAUUUUCUCAGGCGGAAAAAGACGCCAACUUCUACAAAGCCUGUAGAAUCAGUUGCCGAAGAUGACAAGAGAUUACGGUUAGAUGAAAUCAUGGACCGUACAAAGUUAUUUCUAGAGAGUGAAAAGCAAUUUUCCGCUAUCACAGCCACAAGGCCUGUAAGGCCAGUCGAGACAGACUCAGAGGACGAGCCUCCUACACCUAAAAUGAAUGAACAUAGGAGGAGAUUGAGCAGACAGACAUCUAGAAGUAAAAGUAAAGUUCGGGGGAAAAGUCAAUCUCUUAAAGUGAAUACUUUAAGAAAGUCACACAGCGGGACCUUAAAGAAAGGAAAAAAGAAGAGCGUAAAGACUCCUUCAUCUGGAAGGAGUAGGCAGGCCAGCAUCGUGGAACAAACUCCCAUCGCUAAGAAAAAACACUCAGACUCUACGAAGCAGAAUUCUUGGCUGUUCAGUGGAUCUCGAGGAGAGUCGCGGCGCGAGGGCUCGACAGACGAACCGACAGCACCAGACGGUGAUGUAGACACUAGUGAUGCUAACACCAAGGAACCUGACAAGGAUAACAAUUGGCGUUCCCCGGCGACAGGUGGCGGGCGCGGCGUGAACCGAGCGGAGAGUUGUCGCGAGCGUGACGCGCCGCGCCGCGGCAAGCACCGCAACGCGAGCGACCCCAACCGACUCACUGCACACAAUAACCAUGACCUGGAGCCAGGCGCGGCUACCGCCCCCUCCGGCAGCUCCAGCAGCUCCAGCCUCUCCUCCAGGAGUAAUGAGAGCAACACCGUCGCUGCUGAGCAGCAAGCAUCUCAAUCCGACUGGUCGGAGGAAGAGGAGCCGCUGGCGGCGCAGUGGGCGGACAGCCUGCCGCCGCACGUACUGGACGGACUCGAACUGUCCGCCGCGCUCCGGAAGAGGCAGGAGGUCAUACAUGAGCUGAUCGUGUCGGAGGGCUCCCACGUGCGCUGGCUCCGCGUGCUGGGCGGCGUGUUCCUGCGUCCGCUGGAGCGGCACGCGGCGCUGCUGGCGGCCGACGAGCUGCGCGCCUUGUUCCCCAACCUGCCCGCCGUCAGGGAGCGACACUCGCGCCUCUACACCGACCUGCGCACCGCGCGGAACGACGCGGGGAACCAUGUUGUACAGAUUAGACCCGUGGCUGAUGCACUAUUGAAUACGUUGGGAGACUCUGGGUACGCGCAGUGCGUGUCGAAGUUCUGCCGCGGGCAGCGCAUGGCGCUGGACGCGCUCCGCGAGCGGCGCCGCAAGAGCAAGGAGCUGCACCAGUUCCUCGCCGCCAGGGAACAACAACCACUCUGCGGCAGGCUGCAGCUCAAGGACAUGCUGGCCUGUGUCUGGCAGAGAUUGACGAAAUACCAGCUCCUACUGGAAGGUAUCCUGAAGACAGUGGUGGAAGGUGAGGAGACGGAGGAGGACUUGGCGAGGUUGCGGCGAGCUCACGAUGUCGCCAAGGAUGUGUUACACAGGGUCGAUACUGCCAUCAGAACUGCUGAGAAUGAACACAGACUGCGCACAAUCCAGAGUAAGUUAGAGAUUCGAGUCCCGAGUGCGAGUGAGUGGGACGAGCUCCGUCGCCUGGACCUCACUCAACAUCGACUCACUACUGAGGGAGACCUCACGCUCAGGAACGACUCCUCCAAGAGGAUUAAUGUACUUGCGCUGAUGCUAGAAGACAGCCUGGUCCUGCUGCAGCGCGAGAGUGACAAGUUCGUGUUGAAGCCGAUCCCGCUGCCCAGCCAGUCACUCAUGCUGUCGCCACUUAUCAAGUGGGACAAGGUACUGUUUCGUCCUAACGCUGCGGUGCGCAAUACAUUCUUCCUCAUGAACAUCAACGGAGUACAGAUGCACGAGCUGUCUGCCAACUCCGCGCCGGAGUACGCCUCUUGGGUGAAGCACAUCCAGGAAGCCCCGCUGGCCAAGCUGACCGAGCUGAAGGCCACCAUACCCACGCAACAUGCUCACUCGCGCUCUGCUGACGACUCCGGAAUAAACGUAUCCCGCAACCCAUCGGACGCUUCCGAGAAAUCAUCAUCGACGGCUCCCGGAGACGAACCGGUCGAACCGGAGAAGGACCGGACCUCGGUAGAGAGGACAUCCGCCGAACGAGAGGACAAGAGGACUGACGACGACAAGAGGAGCACUGACGUGGAGGACAGGUCCUCUACUGAUAAGGAGGCUGAGGUCACUGAAAAGGAGGACAAGCAUAAACCCCGGCGGCCGACAGUGGGCCGCAUCAGUACGCAGGCGGCCGGCGCGGGGCUGGAGGCGCCCGCCGCCGUCACCGUACGCGCGCCCGCCGCGCACACCGCGCAGCGCGUCUACACGCACGCAGAGCGUCUACGCCGCCUCGACUCAGUCAUUGCUAAGGCAUUGCGUGCGAAAUCAUCAAUAGUGGGUUCAGUUCUCGGCGUGCCACCGCAGAAUUAUGCGCAGUUCGCUGACCUCGCCGUCGCUGACGCAUUGGGAGAAGUUGACGUAUGUGGCGAGCUCCGCGGAUCUCGCGGCGCAAUAUCCCGCAGUAGUAGUGUGGAGGACGACGCGCCCGCUACUGACCUACACCAACUGCUACUGGCUGCGCACGCGCAGGCGGCCCAGCUGACCCGCUGCCUGCAGCGCGCGCUGUCGGUGUCGGAGGCGGGCGCCGUGGCGGCGCGCGCGCGGCCCGGCCGGUGCGACUCCUGCCGGCACAGGGACCUACUGCCGCUACAUACUGAAUCAUUCGAAAUGGUAUCCGGACCAGAAGAAUUAGACGUACCCACGGAUGGCCCGGCAGCGACCCCUGCGGCGGGCCCCGCGCCGCCCGCCCUGGGUCCGUGCGACCCGGUGGACGCGGAGGUGCUGGAGAAGGAGAUGUCGGACGCACUCGCAGAGUACGAGCUGCCGCCCGACUGUACUGGCUGCGAGGAUAAUGCGGAGGAUGCACUCGAAUGCAGUGGCGACGCCCCGCUGCUGGCGGCGCGCGUGCUGCGCGUGUCGUGCGGGCUGCAGACGACACUGUCGCGCGCGCUGGGCGGGCUGGCCCCCGCGCGGGCCGCCACGCUCGCGCGCCAGCACGUCGCCGCGCUGCGGGACGCCAACGACGCGCUGCGGGCGCGCGCCAUGCGACCCGACCACCAUACGACAGAAGAGAUCUCCAUCCCCAAGGCGGGACUGGACCCCUCUAUACAGGACCAACCAAGUAAUGGCGGGUGA